GGUAAGCCGGUAAGAACCUAUCCGGCCCAUUCGAUUUUGAGGGCGAAGAGAAUAUGAUUGGGGGCCUGCUGCUUCCGAGCGCCUCCCAUCCUCCGCCAUUUGUCCUUCCGUCCCCGACCGCCAAAUUUUCUCGCUUUGAUCUCGCCGCGCGGAAAUCGGUCGUAGUCUCGUCGGCGUCAGCCUCCGGGGGCAGCGAGCUGACCGCUCGGGAGAGGCGGCAGCUGAAGAACGAAAAGAGGGAGAGCAGGGCCGGCGGCGUCGGCUGGCGGGAGGAGGUGGAGGAGCGGCUUCUACACAAAUCCAAAAGCAAGCGGAAACCUGCCUCCUGGACUGAGGAGCUCAACCUCGACCACCUCGCCCGCCUCGGCCCCCAGUGGUGGGUGAUCCGUGUCGCUCGCGUCAAUGGGCACGAGACCGCGGACCGCCUCGCGCGCCGGCUCUCCAGGAGCUACCCCUCGUUGGAGUUCAAGGUUUAUUUUCCAGCUGUCCGACUGAAAAGGAAAAGUAAAAUUGGAUCUGAAUCUGUGAAACUCAAACCCCUUUUUCCUGGUUGUGUCUUCCUGAAUUGUAUUUUGAACAAGGAGAUCCAUGACUUCAUUAGAGAAGUUGAUGGUGUUGGUGGCUUUGUGGGAUCCAAAGUUGGAAACACCAAGCGGCAGAUAAACAAGCCGAAACCUGUUCCACAAGAAGAAAUGGAGGCUAUAUUUGAAAAAGCUAAAGAGGAGCAGGAUAAUGCUGAUAAAGAAUCGAAAGAUGAACAAGAUCUCACCGUAGACAAUGAUUCUGGAGGCAAUACAGAAUCUGCUGUGAACACUAAGCUUGGCGAGCCGAAGAAAGUCGAAGAGAACUUCGAUAAUAGUCCGGUGGGUUUAGAGGGUCCCAAAUCUCUUUCUCCUGGUGCAACUGUUCGCAUUCUGUCUGGACCUUUGUCUGAAUUCACUGGCUGCAUCAAGGAGCUGAAUCAGCAAACUGGAAAGGUUUCUGUGAACUUGCAGUUGUUUGGCACAGCCACCACUGUGGAUUUGGAGGUCGAUCAACUCGUUUUAGAAGCCUCAUGAGAUAGAAUGCUGUUCCUUUUUUAAACAUUAUACAUUACUAUUGAUCGGCAAACAUUUAUUAUAUUUUUCCAAUGCAAAUACAUAGGUGUUAAACGGAUCGGAUUGUCCGUAAUUCUGACACCGAUGGGCCCUGUCUAGUUGACCCGUAAGCUUAGGCUAAUUUAGCUUAAGCUUGCGGAUCCAAUUGAUUGAACGCACCAGUCCGGUCCGAUCCGGUUUGGAUGUUUGGUCCGGAUAAGAGGCUUGUGGAGAGCACUGCGACGCCAUUCCACCGCGUGCUCCAAGCACCCGACGAUGGCAAACGUGUGGACUACGUUAACCCAUCCACCCGGGUCGCAUAAGCACGUAUAUACGUAGCCCCGCAAGUUUCUUGCCACGCGACCCGCAAGUUUCUUACCAUCCACCUGCAGCUGCACAGAGCUAACCGAGAUGGCAUCCCUGAGCAUGGCGUUGGCCGGAUCAGCCGGCGCGAGAAUGUUCGCUGCGACGGCGGCAGCCAAAGGAGCUGGGAGCGGCGGCGCCGGGGGGGAGAAAGGGCUGUUUGACUGGAUUCUGGGAGGCCUACAGAAGGAGGACCAGCUGGUGGAGACCGACCCCAUCCUCAAGAAGGUCGCGGAGAAGGCAACCUCCACCACCGCCACCGGCUCCAGGAAAUCCUCCGGCACCACCUCCGUCGCCGUCCCCAAGAAGAAGUUCGGCGGCUUCGGAGGUCUGUUCGCUAAGAACUGAUGAUCUAUUAAUUUCCUCCCAUUUGCAAGUCUAUAUUGUCCCUCUGUGGCGCUGUUGCUGCGGGGGAGCUUCUGCUACUGCAUUCUCUUCCUCCUGCUCCUUCUAUGUUAUGUUACUUGUGAUUCCAACUCGAAAAGGUUAAUUAUCAUAUAUUUUUAA
This is a messenger RNA of Zingiber officinale, 1946 nucleotides long. RefSeq names its product transcription termination/antitermination protein NusG. Gene Ontology annotation, biological process: DNA-templated transcription elongation; transcription elongation-coupled chromatin remodeling. The record is from RefSeq and is a predicted model, not a curated record. Bases 54 to 1058 code for a protein of 334 amino acids. The transcript has 4 exons. Lineage: Eukaryota; Viridiplantae; Streptophyta; Magnoliopsida; Zingiberales; Zingiberaceae.